AUGUCCCGCCAUCAAUAUGAUUUGGUGCAGUGUAUGAAACAAAUGGGUGCUCAAGUGGGCAAAGUAUGUGGUAAUUGUGAAGGCAGAUGUCCGAUCUGUGAUUCGUACGUGAAGCCAACGGUUGAGGUGCGGAUUUGCCAGGAGUGUUCCCAGGGCCAUCUCAGAGAUCGAUGUAUCCUCUGUGGACAUCGAUUUACGGAAGAGGAUCUGGGGGUCGAAGCGUUCUAUUGCUUGGAGUGUGUGAGGUUGGAGAAGCACCGAGAGGGGUGUCCUCGGAUUCUCAAUAUGGGUAGUUCUAAGAGUUCGAUGAUCAUGGAUAAGAAGAAGGUUGGACCGGGGCUAGAGAGGUUGACAGGUUAG
This is a messenger RNA of Yamadazyma tenuis ATCC 10573, 360 nucleotides long. NCBI's taxonomy places the organism in Eukaryota, Fungi, Ascomycota, Pichiomycetes, Serinales, Debaryomycetaceae. The record is from RefSeq and is a predicted model, not a curated record.